UGAUAGCUUUUGCUUUCCUUUGUUUUCUUUAAUGUGAAGAGUUUUAGCAAGGUGAAAACAAUGUGGAUACCUUGUUUUUAGUUUUAACAUGGUUUUAAUGCAAGUUUUUCAAGCUGCGCGUGGGGGCGAGCGUUCGUUGUCUGAUGCAGACGAUACGUAGGUUCGUUGAGCGCAUUAUGCGAACGUAUCAAAGUCGCGGAUAUAGGGCGUCUCACGGUGGGACACCCCGUAGCGGUUUAACCCCUUGGUAAGGAGCCUCGCGCAAUUCCGAUGGCCUAAGAAAGUGCGCCAACGUCAUAUUUGUAACGCUGUUUUGAGGUAGCGGAAAAAUGAAGAAAUACACGCAGCUUGCCCUCAUUGUCGUAUGUAUUCUCUCCGUCCUCGCGUUGCUCAUUUGCGAGCGGCGAUACGCCAACAUGAAAGUGAUCCUCGAGGUGAUGGACGUCUUCGAGACGAAGGAGGCCGCCGUCAAGUGUGACCGGCAGAUUGAGCUCCUGCGACGCUCCCAGCUCGACUCCGGCGGCGCCCUGACGCCCGUUGUGUUCCCGGUCUGGCGCGAGGUCUCCGCCUCGGAAAGCUGGUCGCUCUUCGUCUACUCGGCGUACUGGGACGUUGCCGAGGACGGAGCAAACGUGUCGCGAAUCGUGGCCCUUGUCGAGAGGGACCUACCGGCCGACCUGAAGUGCUUGCUGUGGUUUGACGCCGUGCACCACGUCCGAGCGGACACCUUCGCGGUCACAACGCUGAGCGCAGCUGCCGCCGGCGAGCACGACUCGACGUCGGCCGUUGUCUUGGAGUGCGCCGUCCGUGACAUUUCCAUCGAGCCCGUCGCUGUCUCCUUCUCGUGGACCUCUGCAUCUGGCCGCACCGACGAUUCGCAGGUCGUCCCCUUGGAGUCGACGCGGCGCCUGCCGGCCUCCGCGAACGCGACGCGAAACUUCAGCGUCUGCGUUCCUCCGCUCGGCUCGACGGUGACGCCGCUGGCACUGGUCGAGUUCGCCGUCUACCACCGCCACAUCGGGGUCGACGACUUCGUCUUCUACGACGCGGACUCGCUGCCGGACGCCAAGAGGCUACUCGCCGCAGUGCCCGGACGCACCUUGGCCAGCGUGAAACUGCUACCGUGGAACUUGCCCCGGCGGUUCGCAAACGUGUCCGAGUCGGCGCGCAUCGCAGACUGCCUCUUGCGAACCAAAAAGCGGGCCCGCAGCGCUUUGUUCCUGGAGAUGAACCAGUUCGUCUCGCUGGCUGCAGCAAAGGACUUGAACCAGCUGGCGCGCGGGCUUUACUCCUUACAUACAUCCGACAACAGAACGAGUACACCAUUGGUGCUUUUUCACACGCACUACUUCUGCGACGAAUUCUCGGACGACAUUGUGGCGAGCUCGCUGCAAAUACGUUUUGUGACCCAGCGUAAGGUCAAGUACCAUCGACUGUCGGAAAAGCACAAGGUGUUCCUUGUCGCCACCGGCUUUACCAAAAGUGUGGUGGCCGCUCUGAGAAGCCCGAAUCAUCCCGUUGAGAACAACGUCCUUGUGCCCGAGCGCUCGGCCGUAGUCAACGUGUACAGGAAGUGCAGACCACUUUUGCCAGUCAGGAACACGCGGGAGCACUAUGUGCCGGACAUGCACAUGACGAACUUCCGAAGUCUGCUGUUCUCAUCGAAAUUGUAUCGCUACUUUGAAAAGCAGCCAUACGCAAGCUUAUUGCUGUAGACUAAACGGAGUCGCCGCAAGACGUGCAUGAUGCACUAGCACUGCGCUGCUGACCUGCGCAGCAGAUUCGAUUCCAGCUGAAAGCCAAAGAUAAACCCGUGUCAACAUCCCUGAAACAGUGCAGUGAAAUCUGCAGUGGCAUAGGUCCUCAGCCUGCUGGGACAGAAGAUGCUCCAGGCUGUGUUGACGCUUUAGCUAGUGUGCGUAGUCGCUGCCAUUCCAUGCAUUGUGGUUCUCAAGGAGACACUUGUAGGACAUCCUACCACUUGAUGUGAAGAUAAGCUGUUCGGGUGUCUUGUGUCUUCUACCUCGUGUUCUCACUCGCGCUAAGCCUGGUCACUGUGGUUAACGACGAGGCUUGUCGGCCUCGGGCGCCUCCUGAAAGGGACACUAAAGGUUACCAUAAAGUCAAGUUAAGGUGAUAACGCAAUGCUCUGGAACGUCUAAUAAUUGCGAACGGAGCUUUAGGUAAAUGCGUGACACGAUUUGUGACCCCCCCCCCCAGCAACAUUCCGUUACUAGUCCGAUGACGAAGGCACUCCUCAUCACAAUUUAUGUCACUGGUACUCAAUUACUCGUAUUAAAAAGGUACGAGACGGAAGAACAUGCUAGUUGUCUACUUCUGUUCGAUUCUAAGAAGAAAUAACAUUUUGACGUUACCCUUCGGUAGUAUGGGUGGUCGAAAGGUUUCGUUUUUCGCUCGACUCGCGUGCGUUUUGGAGUUUCAGUUGUUUCGUUAUCGCGUCGUGCUGUGCUUGUUCUGCAGACUCGCGAAACUUGCAUUUGGAACAAGCGGCGAGAAUGCCACGUCCAUGUGAUGUGGUAUGCGCGAAGGGUGCGCGGAACUUGGCCAAGGGCAGUUGCAGCGGCGAAUCCAACGUUACUUAUCGCUGUGUGCCAACGAGUGAACCUCCGUUAGAAGUGGCGUACCUCUGCCUCGGCGCAUUGGCAAAGAGCCCAAAAGUCGCAUAGUGCGCUCGCUGAACUUUCGUCCAUAGGAUUACGAGUUCAACGCCGCCUUACUGAAGUCGUGUGGAGUGCCUUUCAAAGCAAUGCUUUCCCGUAGCGCUGUUCCGUCGGUCUUUCCUGCAUGCUCCGAAGCGCAAGAACUGCAGGUCGAAGACGGAGCGGUGAGUGCGGUAUUUGGUUUUCACCAAGGAAAAGCUACAAAUGUGCGAAUAUGUACAGCCCUGACGUACAGUUGCCGUCGUAGUAGUACGUAACGACGCCGGUAGCGCGAGCCCAGCAUCGUGAACCAAUUUGUCGUUGUCAGGGUCGUCCAUUGCAGCGAGCGUCCUUAUCGUCGCGUGCUCAAUUUCUUUCUCUAUGGCGCGCUUCCCCUUCCGCCAGUUCCGCUGCAGUGUAGUUCCGCUUUCGCGCUGGAGGAGGAGGAAUAAACAUUUAUUGAUGAGGCAAAAAAAAAAAAAUGGCGGGCUGUCGGCUCUGUCUCGACUCUGUUUCUGGCCGCGCGUUCGCGUUUUGCGCAUAAAAGCCGUUGCGCCGUCUACGGGCGCCGUUACGGCGCAACGUCACUAUGAGACCAUGACGUCACCACUCCUCGAUCGGAGGGCGGGCGAUUUGAGCUGCGCUAGAGGUACGCGGACGCUUCGGAACGCAUUUUCUCUUAAAAUAAGUAUCUUCUUCGUAUGAAACAAGCGUUUCAAGGAUUCAGGGAUGGUAUUUCAACAGUCCACAUUGACAACAUUAACCUUUAGUGUCCCUUGUACUUUGCUAGGCACACAAGGGUCAUUGUGCACUGCUCAAAUGCAUUACGUCUUGUUGCCCUGGCACUGGUCUCGAUUGCAACAUGUUCCGUGGUGGUUCUCUACAUUCCCACAAAAUCACCAGAAAAAUUGUUUCUGUAGGAUUCGUUGUCGCAGGCACAGAUCUACAUUUUGCAUUUCUUAUGAGUAUUACGUAAUGGCUCUGUGUACACUUUUGCACCUAUACAAGGUUAAAUGUGCCCUCAUUACUCUGCUAACUAUAAGGCAGCACACACUUGGCACAUUUCAUUCUGGGGUAGAAAUGUCCUGAUGUAGUGCAUCACAUCAUUUUGCAUUAAGAGAGUACGUUGUGAAAUGUGCGAUAUGUGCUGGCAGCUUUGUGUCGUAUUUAUUAUUUCAUGUACUUGUUUUUCGCAUAGUAGGUGGAGGUUGCUCAGGUAUGCAGCUCUCUAAAAGAAACAGCAACAUUCAUCUGUAUGCUAGUCUUUAUCAUUUUAAAGAAAGCCACCAUGUGCAAAGAAUGUGAUGUUGACGGUAUUACGACUUGAACUUGUUGGUAAUACAUUAUGGGCAUACUAACAGAGCAAAAACAGACAGACGGAACAUGAACACAGUGCUGACUUCACACAGUGAAUUCACUUUAUUCUAAUUCUGGAAUAAAUCGUUGUUGCACUGUGUUUAUUUGUUUUGCCUGUCCUUGUUCGUAUUUGUGCCAUUUGCACAUCUAGAAUUGGAAUCAUAUUAAAUGUUUUAGUUGGUUGCUAAACCCUUGUGUUCGCUUUAGCUUUGUGCCACUCCUGCAUUGUACUGUGUGUGCACACACGCACAGCUAUUUAUACGGCAUUUCAUGCUCUCAAUGAUUGCUUUCAAAAUGCUUUGGCACAUUUUUAUGCUUUCUUCUAAUGUUUGUUUUGGUGUGCGCUGUGUCCACUAUGUUUUACAGGGUCCAAUUUCCGUCAAAUGUUCAAAGGCCAACUGCAAUGAAAUUUCACUUUGUGGUGAUAAAAAAUAUUAAGCAAGCAUAUAUUAUUAAUUUAAAAAAUAAGAAGAAAACAUGGCGUGAGGUGCAAUUACAAGAUCUGUAGUAAUCAGUUGUCAGAGGUCUGAUGACCCAACACUGUAUGUCUUAAAAUCAUAUCUUGCACUGUGUUUCUUAAAUCUAUUCUUUUCUUUCUUUAUUGCGAUAGCAAUUAUAUAGACACUGUAGGCACAUUUCUGCCGCGGGCAUCAUCGUGAGGUUUUGUAUAAAGUCCAAGGGCAAUAAAAUAAUUGCCUCAUGCCGUA
Dermacentor albipictus is the source of this 4723-nucleotide messenger RNA. RefSeq lists its product as uncharacterized. Gene Ontology annotation, cellular component: cytoplasm. Gene Ontology annotation, molecular function: glycosyltransferase activity. The record is from RefSeq and is a predicted model, not a curated record. Lineage: Eukaryota; Metazoa; Arthropoda; Arachnida; Ixodida; Ixodidae.